UAUAUCGCAUCCACUUACACGAUAAUUUAAGAUUAUAUGACUCGCGUACUCUAACUCUUUAUAUAUCUACGGUUAUAACAGAUAUUUAUUGCAGUUUCACAGUUGUUCAAAAUUUUAAGUAUUAGAACAUAUCUAAAAAUCAUCGAAAUGGAAAGACGAUAAUGAUGACUUGACUAUGAUAACUUCCUUUCUGCUGUGACGUCCAUAUCUCAUAAAGAGGUUAUUUGAAGGUUAGUGGUUUUCACAUUCGUGUUCUAUGUAUAUAUGUAGUGCUUAAAGUUCUAAAACAGACAACAAUUUAAAUAUCUGUGAAGGUCACCUUUUAUGAACAUUAUGUCUAUUCAUUGGGGUAUAGCAGGUGCUGGAAAAAUAUCACAUGAUUUUGUAACAUGCUUACGAACAUUGCCAGAAUCUGAGCAUGUAGUUCUUGCAGUAGCAGCACGUGAAUUAUCAAGGGCACAGAACUUUUCUAGCUUACAUAAAAUUAAAAAGGCGUUCGACAGUUAUAUAGAGCUAGCGGAAGACAAGAAUAUUGAUGUCGUAUAUAUUGGAACGUUACAUCCUCAACACUUCGACAUUGCAAAAUUAAUGUUAAAUCAUGGAAAACAUGUUUUAUGUGAAAAACCUUUAACUAUGAAUUUGAAGCAAACAACAGAGUUGAUAAAUUUAGCAAAGGAGAAGAAGUUGUUCUUAAUGGAAGGUAUUUGGAGUAGAUGCUUUCCUAUAUAUGAAACUCUUAAAAAAGAAAUUGAAUCCGGAAGUAUUGGAGAUGUUCAUCAAGUUCUUGUAUCUUUCGGAUUUAGAAUGCCAGAUGUUCAACGACUCAACAUUAAAAGUCUAGGAGGAGGUACCGUAUUGGACUUGGGCGUGUAUGGAAUACAAUUUGCUUGUUUAAUAUUUAAUAAUGAAAUACCUCAUACUGUACAAGCUGCUGGGUGCUUAAAUGAAGAGGGAGUUGAUCAAUCUGUAUCUACUACCUUUCUUUACAAAGGAAACCGUACUGCAACCAUUAUUACUCACUGUCUAGUUGAUUUACCGAAUGAAGCUUACAUCAUUGGUACAAAAGGAAUGAUAAAAGUUCCGAACUUUUGGUGCCCUACAACACUAGAAUUGCCAAGUGGUAAAAUAAAUAUACCACUUCCUGAAACUGAAUAUAAGUUUAAUUUUAUUAACAGCGUUGGAUUUGUUUAUGAAGCUAAUGAAGUUCGCAAUUGCAUUUUAGCAGGUGUAACCGAAAGCUCUAAAGUACCGCACAAUGUUUCUUUAUUAGUUGCACAAUUAGAGGACGAAAUUCGAAGGCAAGUUGGAGUUACAUAUCUUGAAGAUUGAACCUUAUCAUAGACGAAAUAAUUUCAACGUAGUUAAAUAUACUAAAUAAUGUGUAAUUACAUUAAUUCAUAUCAGAACUUCAGAGAAGCUUUCUUUUAUAUACACAUAUAUGUAUAUGUAAGAUAUGCUCUGUAUUAAGAAUAAGUAAACAAUUUAUGCAUCGCUAA
Bombus huntii is the source of this 1496-nucleotide messenger RNA. RefSeq names its product trans-1,2-dihydrobenzene-1,2-diol dehydrogenase-like. Lineage: Eukaryota; Metazoa; Arthropoda; Insecta; Hymenoptera; Apidae. The transcript has 6 exons. The record is from RefSeq and is a predicted model, not a curated record. The coding region runs from base 325 to 1329 and encodes 334 amino acids. Gene Ontology annotation, molecular function: nucleotide binding.